CGUACUCUUUACCUGGCUGGCCAUAAGACGCUUAAGUUUGUAGUUAUUCUGGCUAGUUGAUGUUUACACUCGGUCCUGUUGAGUACGGUUGCCAGAGGAGAUUCUUUUCGAUUGGCGCGUGUUGCUGUUUUUUAUUGGUUUCAAAGGGCCGCAAAGUAUAUUAAACUUGUUGUGAUCGGAAGUGUGGGCCGCUAGGUGUUUACGACCAGUCUUGUCACGACACAGCAUCCUGAGGUUGAUUGAUUCAUCGUGAGGCGUUCACCAGGAAGUGGUUCGAGAUGGAGAUGAACAGUACAUUCGAAAAUCUGCUCAGGAUUGCAAGGGCAGAUGGUCAUGACCAUGAACGCGAUCAAGAUCAACAGGAGGAUGACGAAAAUGAUUCGAUUAUUGUGGCCAAAGCAACCACGAUGGUGGUUCUGUUCGGCGUGAGCAUGAUCUGUGGAACCGCACCAUUUAAAUUGGCACAAUGGUUUAAAUGGUCCGAUAAUGCGUCCGAUGCAAAAACAGGUUUGGUUGUGUCGGUGCUGUUGUCUUUCGGGGGAGGUGCACUGUUGUGCACCACAUUCCAGCAUCUGCUACCGGAGAUUAACGAGACCAUUCAUGAGCUGACGGCAGCGGGACUUAUGCCUAAGAUGAAUUUUAGCCUGGGAGAAUUUCUGAUGUGUGCCGGGUUUUUCAUCAUCUAUCUGGUGGAAGAGUUGGUGCAUGUUUAUUUGCAUAGACAUGAACGCAAAAUGAAGGAGGCUAAACUGAAUGAGCUGGAUGCUGCCGGUGGCGCUAUUAUCCGAGGAACACACGCGAGAGAAAGCAUCAUAAUGCGAAAGAAAAAUAGCGAAGCUCGCAGCGGAAGCAUCUCGACUGCAGAUUUAAUCUCGAAUGAUUUAGAGAAUCAAAAGCGGGGAAUUCCGGUGGUUGCAAACGACGCAGUAGUUGUCAGCUCUCAACAUCCCCACGACCAUCAUGUUCAUCAUCACAUCCCGCAAGUUGAGGCCGAUGGAAAGAUAGUUUCCUCUAUCCGUGGUUUGCUCAUUGUGCUAGCUCUGUCGGUGCAUGAACUGUUCGAGGGUCUCGCGGUGGGCCUAGAGGGAACCACUGCCACCGUGUGGUACAUGUUCGGUGCUGUGGCGGCACAUAAAUUUGUCAUAGCCUUCUGCGUUGGGGUGGAGCUGAUUGUCGCACGCACAUCGUUCUGGCUUGCCAUCGGAUAUAUCUUCAUUUAUUCGGUCGUCAGUCCGCUGGGUAUUGGAAUUGGAAUUUUCCUGAGCAACGGCUCCAAUGCGGAUGACAUGGAGGUUAUAUCGGUCGUGCUACAAGGGCUCGCGUCCGGUACCCUACUGUACGUUAUAUUCUUCGAAGUGCUCUCCAAGGAUCGCUCCGGGCUGUGGCAAUACCUGGCGGUAUUUGUCGGAUUCUUCUUCAUGUUUGGAAUCCAAUUUGCAACUCAUGGGCACGGACAUGGACACAGCCACGGUGGAUCGGGUGGACAUCACGAGGAUGAUCAUGACCAUGAACAUGACCACCCACAUGACCACCAAAAAUAACCAGCAACUAGCGGUACACGACCGAGCGGUGUGGAUGCGCAAAAGAUUAUCAUCGAUGUACACGUGACACUUUUGAAGUGACGAAUGGUUGUGCGGAAGAUUAAAGCCAGAACAGUAUUGUACAGUGCGUACCGAUGUUCAAAACCCUUUGCAGCUGUGAUUGUGAGAAGAUAAACAGAAAAACAAAAUUCAUGAGAUAGAAGCUUAUCGUAUGUUUUAGUGCCUUUGAGUGUAGUCUAGAUAGCAUAUUUGAAAAUAGGUUCCCAUCUUAGCACAAGCGAACAGCUGAUUGUGUGUGAGUUGAUGAGAAGGCAACUUGCGUCAGCUUUAAAUUAUGAAAUUAUUUUAUCUUUAAAUAAGACUUAUUAUACAUGUAAAUUGUAAUAGCAUAUUUUAUGAAUAUUCUU
Molecule: messenger RNA, 1948 nt
Organism: Toxorhynchites rutilus septentrionalis
Lineage: Eukaryota; Metazoa; Arthropoda; Insecta; Diptera; Culicidae
Gene: Zip89B
Product: zinc transporter ZIP1
Exons: 2
Coding region: 279-1541 (420 amino acids)
Biological process (GO): zinc ion transmembrane transport
Cellular component (GO): plasma membrane
Molecular function (GO): zinc ion transmembrane transporter activity
Source: RefSeq, a predicted model, not a curated record